GUUUUAUGGCAGAAAGGAGGCAUGCAUGUUUCGCUUGUGGCAAGAGGUACUCCAGGCCAAACGGGCUGUUGCAACAUCAGAAAUAUCAAUGCGGCAAAGAACCACAAUUCAAGUGCCCCAUAGAGGGUUGUGGACACAGAGCACAUCUGAAGUUCAACUUGAAGAGCCAUAUGAAUGCCUAUCAUUUUAGAAAAAUGUUACCUAAAGCUGAAAAAAUGGAUGGAUGGAUGGAUUUCAAAUGAGUGCUAUUAUUUUUUAAGUCUAGUAUUGAUGUGUAAUAGUUCCUCAACUAAUAUGAUUAGGGAAAUUUAUUUUGCUUCGGUUGAGUGUCUAGUCACUGUUCUCACCAAAAGCAAUUCAACUUUAACCUAUUUCGACUUUUGGAUGUUAUUGUGAGACUUCAGCUGACGUUCCAACCAUCUCCUCGAAAUGCCAUUGAUUUUGUUGGAGCGGCACUGUUGAAAACCUUCUAGGAGAGCCGGAGUUCAUACCUACAAUAAGUGUGACAAGCUUACAAGGUACUACCUUCCACAGAAUGUUCAUAGCACUGAUUAUCCUUGCUCAGUAUUGGGAGUACUUGGUAAAUGAAGAAAUAUCAAAUACCUUGACUGAUUCUUGUGUCUGUUAUUUAUAUGUACAUACAUUACUUAUACACUUAUCUUUUAGUCAUGGUUGUUAAGUAUAGAAAUAGUCUAUCUGUAUUCCGUAUUCUUACUUCUUGGAAGUGCAUACCUAGUAACUGCAAAUCGAGUUGCCAUCAGGUUGCUUUUGGUGAGAAUAUUACUUUACAGGCUAUAUCUAGCAGUCACAAUAUGGUCGUAUACUUGUCGCAAUACACAAAUUAUUUAUGUAUUCUCUAUCCCAUAUUUACUGUACUGAUACACGUGAUCUGUACUCAGAACUCUGCCUUCAUGGGAGGACCCCAAAUAUGAAAACUAACUUUAAAAAAGAUCUUACCUCAGCCACAGGUUCCAAGCUUGCUGAAUGCCCAAGGGCCACUAUGUAUCUUAAAAUGGUCCUGUGUAUCCUCGAAGGCAAACUAUUGUAGUAACAAAGGUAACAAAAGUAUUGACGUUGACUGAACAGAAUCUGCAGCUUUUAUGUAGGUGUGACAGGCAAACAAACAUCAUAUCCGCCUUUGGUGCUAUACACGACACGUGGGAUCGAUUGCAGCAUUGAAUAACGUAUUCUACCUCAAGACAGUAAGCCUUAUGGCAUAUUACCGCGUCCAAAAAAUUCUCCGAGGUAAAAUGAGACGGUUACGUCAUCUAUGAAAACUUGUCGCAACUGUUUCUUCAUCUACUAUAUAUACUUUGAAAAGGUUAGUGUAUCAUAAAUUGCACAGUGAUCCCCGGAGCUUGAGUAUGCUCAUAUUAGAAGAGAAAUCUUGGCUGGCUAGUUAAAAUGCAAAAUAGAAAUCUCAAUCGAAAAUGAGAAGGCCAGAAAGGAAGUUUGGUUCAUAUCAAGCCGUUGAAAAUGUAGUUUCUUCUUCAGUCUUUCCUGGAGAAGAAAAUAAACAUUUUCGAAAACUUGAUAUGAAUACAGGUUCUGGCUUUCUGAUUAUCGAUUACGUUACGGCUACAACAUCAUGAUUUCUAUUUUUUAUGCUCAUAUGGGCAAGCACCAUCUAUAAGAUACUAACCUUGUCAAAGUUCAUAGAGUAAAUAAACAUCGCAUCUCAUUUUAUCUCGGUAAACUUUUUGGGCGCGGGAAAAUAGCACUAGAUUGGCUAUGUUCAGGUAGAAUAUGUUCACAGCUUAAGCUAUUGGGUGUCUUUUGCACCAAAUGAGCCUUAUUUCUAGUGACCCUAAACGGACUGAUGUAGUCUCAGUGCCUCAAUUGUGCUCAUCCAUUUGGAUGUUUCAACCAUGAUAUUGCAUAGCUUUUUUUGUGAAACCAUAUCUAAGAAAUGGUAAAAUCGUCUUUGACUAGUCAUUAAUUUGUCUGACAAUACAAGCACAAGGUAUAUCCAUUACGCACAGCAUUAGGUCAAUCUAAAACUGAGUUCUAGUUGGAGUUGUUAGUGGAUGUAAAUCUAUAAAACUUUAAACUCGUCUAGUUUUCUCUGGAAGCAUUUUUCACAAUCUCCUAAUUAUAAGCUAGAGAAUGGACCUUAUACGUAUAUAGUAUAGUAUUAUUUUCGCCAAAGGUAAAGUAAAUGUAUAUAAGCACGUCAAAACAAAUAAAUGUAAAAACGAACCAAUGCACAUUAUUAUUUUUGGGUAGACUCCAGAUAAACUGGUACAAAUUGCCAUGUUUGGAAACAAUCAUCAUUAUAAGCUUCAGAUCCUAGUCAAUGGAGCGACGAAGUUGGAUCUACUUCAUUUUUUCUUAUUUCGUAUUUCCUUUUCAGAUCGAUUUAAUCCCUCAAGACGUCAAAAACGGUUAAACAUGAAUAGGUAAUUGAUUAAGUUUCGCCAGAAUCGCGAUUUCCUAUUACCUAUUCCCUCAUAAAAAAACAUUAACAACUUUCCAAUUUCUCAUAUAUCAGUCUAAAUGUAGGAAG
Molecule: messenger RNA, 2506 nt
Organism: Acanthoscelides obtectus
Lineage: Eukaryota; Metazoa; Arthropoda; Insecta; Coleoptera; Chrysomelidae
Source: the annotation of a GenBank genome assembly